UACAAACUAGGAAGUUCCUUAUUCGAAGCUGGGUUUGUUUUAGGCCAUUGAUAUUUGAUUCCUCUCUCUUUCUCUCUCCCUCUCCCUCUCUUUCUCUUUCUUUCUCUCGCAAAAACCGUAUCGACAAUGUCUGGGGAAUCAGCCAGCGCUAUUCCAAAGGGUCAAGUUGAUCUCUUAGAUUUCAUAGACUGGUCUGGGGUUGAAUGUCUCAAUCAAAGCUCCACCCACUCUCUCUCCAAUGCUAUCAAACAGGGUUAUAGAGAAGAUGAGGGUUUGCAUCUGGAGAGUGAUGCAGAUGAACAGCUUUUGCUCUAUAUUCCUUUCACACAAGUUAUUAAACUCUACUCCAUUGUUAUCAAAGGUCCUGAAGAUGAAGGCCCCAAGACGGUGAAGUUAUUUUCUAACAAGGAGCAUAUGGGAUUUAGUAAUGUCAAUGAUUUUCCACCAAGUGACGUGGCAAAUUUGUCGGAAGAAAACCUUAAGGGGAAACCAGUACUUCUAAAGUAUGUCAAAUUCCAAAAUGUUCGUAGCUUGACAAUUUUUAUUGAGGACAACCAAACAGGUUCAGAGAUCACAAAAGUUCAGAAGAUUGUGCUGCAUGGUUCAACCGUUGAAACAACGGACAUGAAGGGUUUGAAGAAGAUUGAGGAUCAUUAAUCAUCGAGGAGAUUCGAGUUUUCUCCCAAUCCUCCAUUAGAAAUUUUGAUUGGAAAUGUUGUGUUAGCUUCGUGAAUGAUGAUGGUUUAUGACUUCUAAUGUCUAACUCAUUUCAAAUAAAACUGAUGCAAACUAUAUCCAUAUGAUUGUGACAAUUUGUGUUUGGAAGCAAACAUUUCAAGCUGCAUGAUUAUUUGUUGUCUUUGAAACAUGUAAACUUCGUCGAGGUUAGAAUUUCCUUCAACGACUGGAUCUGGAAGGAGCUAAGCUGCGUGAAGGUGUCAUCCUAAUCAGUCAUUUAAAUCAUCACCCUUAUAUGCACCUAACAGGAACUUGCCUGUGUUUUCUGUUCACCCUUGUACACCAUUAUUCUCUAUAUAGAAUAACGGAAGAGUUCUGAACAGUAGGUGGCUCGUACGGCCAAUUAUCAAUAUUUGUGACUAUAUCCUCGCCUGUGAUUCACUUU
Vigna angularis (adzuki bean) is the source of this 1123-nucleotide messenger RNA. Its product is annotated as PITH domain-containing protein At3g04780. The transcript has 8 exons. NCBI's taxonomy places the organism in Eukaryota, Viridiplantae, Streptophyta, Magnoliopsida, Fabales, Fabaceae. The record is from RefSeq and is a predicted model, not a curated record. The coding region runs from base 127 to 657 and encodes 176 amino acids.